UUAACAUUGGCUUGUUAGGGUUUCAAAGUCGGAAUAUUCCAUCGGCUUCGGGUUGUCUUCUCGUUUAUUUCCGCGCUCGCUACUGUUAUGGAUUUUCCAACACCGGGGAGGCUUCUCCUCAAAUUACGUAGAUAAAUGGCGGACAACGGCGGAGAGCCGAGCUCGGCUCCGAAUUCGGAAAGGAUUGCACGAGCUAUAAUAAAAUUUUUAUAUGGCUCUUUCGUCAAACGCGAUCGCUCUUUCAAGUAACACUCUGAGGGAUGGGCCUAGUCCAUUAUAUCGGACGACUAUCAAAAUCCAUUACUAAUUCUGUUGCUUCUCGCGAGAAAUCCACAGUAAUCUUUUACUGCGACGCAUUGCUUAUUGGCCGUUGCUUCAAAUUUGGUUCCUCUAGAUCUAUUUGCACGUUCACCGAUCAAAUAUUCUAUAAAAAUCCUAUCUUUCUCAACAACGAACUAUUAUUCAGUGAAAACGGCAUUCCACUUACACCUCAUCGCUUGGUGCUUCAAGUUGGCUUUCACAAGACUUUUCACUUGUCGGACAAAACCCAAUUUUUGGUGGAGCCAACAACCAGUGAAACUUUAUUAGUUUCUGUGAAUAAGAAAAUUUCAGAAGAUGCUGAUAAAAUCUGCAGAAUGCUCUCUAACCAGUCUGUUUCCAACAUCAGAACUUCUCUAGAUGACGCUGGACUUAGACUUUCACCUGACAUCGCUGCUGAGGUCUUAAAGAAGCUUAGCAAUGCUGGAAUGGUAGCUCUAUCAUUUUUUCGCUGGGCUGAGAAGCAAGAGAACUUUACGUACACUACAGAGAUUUUUCACCAUCUUAUGGAUGCGCUUGGAAAAAUCAAACAGUUUAGAUUAAUCUGGAGUUUGGUUGAAUCAAUGAAGCAAAGAGGCCUACUGACAAAAGAAACUUUUGGGUUGAUCAGCAGGAGAUAUGCAAGAGCUAGAAAGAUCAGAGAAGCGAUUGAAGCUUUUGAGAAGAUGGAAACGUUUGGCCUGAAGCCUGAUUUAGCCGAUUACAACGGCUUCAUUGAUACCAUUAGCAAAUCAAAGAAUGUUGUGCGAGCUCAAGAAAUUCUUUAUGACUUGAAAAGGAGAAGGAAAUUCUCUCCGGACCUGAAAACCUACACGAUUCUUAUUGAGGGUUGGGGACAGGAAAGAAACUUGACAAGGAUGAAAGAAGUUUAUGAUGAAAUGAUCAAAGAGAACUUUGAGCCUGAUGUGGUGACUUAUGGAAUUCUAGUCAAUGCAUUUUGCAAAUCUGGCAAUUGUGAUGAGGCCCUAGUAAUAUUCCACAAAAUGGAGGAGAAGGGUUGCAAACCAAGUCCACACAUAUAUUGUACUCUGAUUAAUGGACUGGGCUCACAGAAGAGAUUGGAUGAGGCAUUGAAGUACUUUGAACUAUCUAAAGAAAGUGGCCACCCUCCUGAAAUUCCAACUUACAAUGCAGUUGUUGGGUCUUACUGUUGGGCUUUAAGAUUCGAGGAUGCUUUCAAAGUUGUUGAUAAGAUGCAGAAUCAGGGCAUCGGUCCAAAUGCUCGAACAUUUGACAUAAUUCUGCACCAUCUUAUUAAGGUUGGACAUUCUGAAGAGGCAUAUAAGGUAUUUCAGAAUAUGAGUACUUACAGAGACUGUGAACCACAGCUUAAUACCUACACCAUGAUGAUAAGCAUGUUAUGUGCAGAGGAAAGAGUUGACAUUGCACUUAAAGUCUGGAGGGAGAUGAAUGAGAAGGGAGUUUUGCCAUGCAUGCAUAUGUUCUCAGCUUUAAUCAAUGGAUUGUGCUAUGAGAAUAGGAUGGAUGAAGCUUGCAAAUACUUUCAGGAGAUGCUUGAUAAGGGCAUCAGACCAUCAGGCCAGUUGUUUUCUAAAUUGAAGGAAACUUUGAUAGAGGGAGGAAAGAAGGAUUUGGCUUACAUGAUGUCCAUGAAGUUGGAUAAGUUAAGAAAGAAACCACUUAAUGGUUGAUACAGUUUUGCUGUGGUUUUUAAUGCUUUGCAAUUGGAAACAAAAUUCAUUUCAUGAUGAUGCUGAAGAUGUCCAGGUUAGCAUUUCAGUGCAUAUAAUGGCCUUAAGAUAUGUAUUUUCUACUAGGGUGCUUGGAUUGCGAACUUUGGCUUGCUGAAAGGCAGACAUGCUAGUGCCAGCAUAAUUGGUUUUCUUGUCGUUUAUUAUAGGAAAGAGAGCAUCCAAAUUUGACGCAUUGUUGUUAGUAUGAUUGAUAUGUUUUACAAAGAAACAAAUGCAUUGAAAGAAGAAACCAGACAUGAAAAGCAGAAAAGGUCUGGUUUUGGUGGAAUAUGAUAUUGAGUGGAAGGUAAAGCUCUUUUUGAUGAUUUUUCAAAGAACUGCAGUUAUUAAAUGGCUCACGCAUAGAUUUUCCUAAAAUGAAGGCAAGUAUAGAUUGAUAUGGCAGGGAUGGUGCCACAUAUGGAGAAGAAAGAGUUUUAUCAAUAUAUGGGCAAUGCUUUGAUCAUCCCAUUCUUGUUGGGGUAUGUUGUUGUUUUCUAUUUUUUGCCCAAAUUAUUCUCUCUUAAACGUGUGCAGUUCUCUCAUUAACUAAACACCUCAUUUAUUCCUGAAAAUAACAUGUUGGCACUCGUUUGUUGGAAUAAUUUGGUUUGCGCAAAAUAAAUCAUUUGUUUGUUCUCCUCCUAAA
Messenger RNA from Dendrobium catenatum, 2661 nucleotides. RefSeq names its product pentatricopeptide repeat-containing protein At1g71060, mitochondrial. NCBI's taxonomy places the organism in Eukaryota, Viridiplantae, Streptophyta, Magnoliopsida, Asparagales, Orchidaceae. The record is from RefSeq and is a predicted model, not a curated record. The coding region runs from base 261 to 1970 and encodes 569 amino acids. Gene Ontology annotation, molecular function: protein binding. The transcript has 2 exons.